Plutella xylostella (diamondback moth) is the source of this 2063-nucleotide messenger RNA. It is a transcript of the gene Ccdc85, whose product is annotated as coiled-coil domain-containing protein 85. The record is from RefSeq and is a predicted model, not a curated record. Lineage: Eukaryota; Metazoa; Arthropoda; Insecta; Lepidoptera; Plutellidae.
UGCUUUUGUAUGCGUGUGAGCAGACAGGUGAGGUGAGAGGGCGCGCUAAGUGCGACAGAGAAGUCGUGAAGGCUCCGCAGGUAGAGCGAGACGCGAGGCCGUCGCCAGUCCGCGCCGAGCGACCCGCGCGCGCCUCCACAAACACAACCUCGUAUCUCAUCGAUUUCAUUACAAACGUGCUACUUUCAAACUUUCCAUCAAUUCUACUAUUAUCAAAUCAAAAAUUGCAACAGCAUAAUAGUGAUUUCCCAAACUAUAAGGCUAAAGAAUGAGCCAUCAGCCAUCAGUCAAUUCGUGAUCGUGAGAGUUAAUUGUGUGAAUUCUGAGGCACGCAGCCUACGCAGCCGGCGGCAAAGUUGCGCUCCCUCCGCCGCUCAUUGAAGACAGUGUACGAGAAGGGCUAAUGUUUGCACGAUAGCCGACGCAACUUGUCGUUUACGAUAUGGAUAAACAUCGAAGUGGCUCCAGCUGAUGACUAGUUGUGUCCACGGCUACAUCGACAAUGUCAAUCAACCAGAAUACAGGUCAACACAAGCCAAGACAACUAGGUAAACAGGGUCCGGAACAAGUCCACUUUCCGCCGCGCUACCAUCCGCCUCCACUGGCGGCCAGUGGCCCCAAACUUGCCACUGUUGACGCGGCCGCCAAAGAGUUCAAGACACCUUACGCUGUCAAAUCACUAGACGCUGCUAAACUACAAUAUCCGCUGCCACCUGGUGGGUUAACUGGUCCCUAUCCGGGAGGCCCUAUUCCAUACGGGAAAUAUCCACAAGCCUAUCCUGCCGGAUAUCCACUGCCACCUGGCACUAUCCGUGGGAUUCGCCCACCUGAAGAAAUAAUAACUAAAGCUAUAGUGCAUGAACCAGUGGAGCCGACAGUUCGAGCUAGAAGUGCGGACGACACGCAGCGGGCCCAACGAAAUCUAGAAGAGGAACAAAUUCACAGGCGAUCGGCAGAUAUGCUCAAAUUCACAAAACGUGUUGAUCCUGAUACCUCGCGCGCUUCUACUGAUCAAAGAAGACAAGUGCAAUCGCUUCUGGAUGAAAUAAAAAGCCUGAAAGAAGCUAAUCGUCGUCUGAGUGAUGAUAAUCAGGAAUUACGUGAUUUGUGUUGUUUCCUAGAUGACGAUCGUCAGAAAGGUCGCAAAUUAGCCCGUGAAUGGCAACGCUUUGGCAGAUAUACUGCAUCGGUGAUGCGUCAGGAAGUGUCUGCGUACCAGAGUAAAUUGAGGGAACUAGAUGAUAAGCAGCAAGAGUUGAUUCGUGAUAAUUUGGAGUUAAAGGAGUUGUGCCUGUAUUUAGACGAGGAGCGGGAGAGGAGCACGUGUGUGAACUGCGGGCGGGCGGCGGGCCGCGAGCGCGACGACGGCGACGGCAGCAGCAGCGGCACCAACGCCGAGGAGCAGCCGCGCCCUCCGCCGCCGCACCCCCCCGUCACUCAUCCGCAACUUGCCGAGCGAACAGUACAAUACGUGCGGGACCUAGAGCAGAAAGUACGCAGACUAGAAGCUGAAAAAGGAGUAAAUGGGGCAAUAAACGAGCGUCCAGAAGCAGUUGUUCGAGCUCUUCAAGUGCUGGAGGUGCGGGAAAGAGUGGAGCGAGAGAGGAGAAGACCAGCGCCUGACCUGGACAUGGGAGAGCAAGCAUUAGUGCGGGAGAUGUGCAACGUAGUGUGGGGAAAACUGGAGGACAACCCCCCGCAGGCUCCACCCCGCUAGGUGACCUCUUGUAACCUCAUUUGGUCCCAUUCGAUUAUGAAUGUGAAAAAAACGGAAUAGCCACAGAAAUCUGGGCCACAAAGAAUUUUCUCAAGACCUGCUAGAGAACGCAUCAACGUGACCUCGUUAGUGAACGUGAAUAACUGGCCACUAUGUUAACUUGCCAAGCAAACUAUGUUUUAUAGUGAUACAAAGGUUUUAAUAGAUUUACGAUAAAAUGCAAAAAGACUUGCCUUAGUAAUAGAUUUAAAAUAUUGUUCAAAUAAAAAUCAGCCACAAAGUACAAAAUUAGAAAGUAAAGAUAAUGAUAAGAACUCUACAUUGUCAGGUUCUAUAUUAUAUAUUU